AUGACCGGAAUCCCCAUGCUGUGCUCGGUUGAACUCCGAGACCGGUACAACGACCAAUUCGUUGCGAUCAAUGAGAUCGUGGAGGCUGAUAGAGUCGAUGAUGAGGCUGCGCACAAAAUGUACACUAACAAAGAAGCCGUAAUUCACUCGAACACCGAUUAUUUGUUCGUGGUCACAUCGCUCCCAAAAUACAUCGUGCGUAGUCUUGAGUUCUAUCUUAUCAACAAUUCACCUGGAACCCAGGUGCCUCGCGUUGCUCCGGAACGCAUCCCCACACUUAAACGUUUAAUGAAGUGUUCACGAGAUGUCACUUCCCCGACAGACCUUGCUCCCGUUGGGGAAGACACUGAUCGCGCUACGGGGCCAAAUUCCGGUGAUCAUAAGGAAAUCAAAGUGGGCAAUAGUACGUACGACUCGAACGUUCUCAUCGACUAUGGCUGUCCACUGUUUCGACACGUCCACAGCCAGUUGGUCCAGCAUGAUAUUUCUACCCUCGAUAGGCGCAUCAUUCCCCCAUGGGAAGAAUACGACGCACUAAAAGAAGGCACUUUGGUCAUCAUCACGAUAUCGAUACACACGUUUAUUAUGCCGAUCAAAGACAACCAAGGCAACUUUACAGGUCAGGAAAGAAGGGUUUACCAGCUAAAUGUGCAUCGCAUCCUCAUAGUCGAUGAGUCUGAUGCGGAAGCUGAACCUCGCUAUAAGCCCUACACAAAUGAAGAAGCUGUAGCCGUUACCGCUGUGACGCCCGUCGAAACCGCAGCAGAUCGAGCACUCGCCACGUUCAAGGUCAAAAAAGCUCGACUUGCAUCCCCCCAACGUGAACCAGACGCAGACAAAGAAAAACCAGGGUCCCCCCUAAAACCAUCGGUUAACUCGAGCAAAACGCCUGCUAAAUCGAACGAAGGCCCGAAACAAACCAAGAAAGCUGCAGCUGGAAAAAACCCUGUUCAGCGUCUGUCCACCAAAGGCAAAGAGAAGGCUAAUUCAACCGCUUCUUCAAAUUCCACGUCCAAAACGGCCGAAACAGACUCUCUUGCCGACAAGGACCAAAUAAUGGCAGAAGUGGAUGACACUUAA
This is a messenger RNA of Laccaria bicolor S238N-H82, 1080 nucleotides long. RefSeq lists its product as uncharacterized. The record is from RefSeq and is a predicted model, not a curated record. The transcript is spliced from 3 exons. Lineage: Eukaryota; Fungi; Basidiomycota; Agaricomycetes; Agaricales; Hydnangiaceae. Bases 1 to 1080 code for a protein of 359 amino acids.